Messenger RNA from Homarus americanus (American lobster), 734 nucleotides. It is a transcript of the gene mRpL42, whose product is annotated as 39S ribosomal protein L42, mitochondrial-like. Lineage: Eukaryota; Metazoa; Arthropoda; Malacostraca; Decapoda; Nephropidae. The record is from RefSeq and is a predicted model, not a curated record. The transcript has 4 exons. Gene Ontology annotation, cellular component: mitochondrial large ribosomal subunit. The coding region runs from base 99 to 488 and encodes 129 amino acids.
AUCGCAAAUUUUAGUGAAUCACAUGGUUAUUAUAGUUGAGUGUUGUGAUAGAGGCGACUGAUGGUCUGUGUCUCCAUUACAGGUUUAACUCUUGAGUGAUGGCGCUGUGUAGGGCUGCCAGGACACUUACUACCUCGACUAUAGAAAGACGUCUACAGCUUAGUAGCUUCCAGCAGGCUUGGAAAGAUCGUGGCAGAGAGGAGGCUGUGGUUGUAACUGAUGAUGGGAACACUAUUGUGUGUUGGCAUCCUGAACCUCAAGUGCCAUAUGAAAUGACUAAGCCAUUACCCCAGACAACUCAAGAAUCAGACUCAAUAUUGAAAGUUCAGUACAACAAGGAAAUGAAGCAUUUGUUCCAGAAGAAGCAUCCAUUUUUCAUCAACAAGGAUCUCCGGGAACUCACUUUUACUACAAAGCAUCGAUGGUUCCCAAGACCAGAGAAGCGCUUUGCCAAGAGGAAUCCUCCUCGAGACAGAGAAUAUUUAUGAUUAUGAAAUUCCAGAGGAUAUUAGAACAGUCCACUCUUCUCUUGCAAAUAAAAAAAAAGAAAGUACAAUCCAUUAAUAACUUUAAUAACAAUGCUCCUAUACUUACGAACGAGGUACAUUCCUGAGGCUUGUUUGUAAGUCCGACUUUACUCUGGACACCAAACAUAUUUUAAAACAUUUAAAGAUUAUAGAUAUUUAGUACAGCUAUAUUCGUAAAACCUGGCUCACUCUUCUCCUCUUAGGUAA